UAUUUACGGGACGUCAAACUGGCCAGUUCAGUUCGAUUUUCAAAUUUUAAAAACUAAGCCGUGCGCUGGCUGAAAAGAAAAGUUCCUACGCGAUAUAAAAAGUAAAAGCGCGGGUUGAUUUUAAAGUUACAAUUUACAAUAUUUUGAGGUUAGAAAGAACAAUGUUGAAAACAAUAAUAAUUCUUUCUGCGUUACUGGUGUGCUGCUACUGUGAAGAUAAUUCGUUGAUAGACGAGGCGAGGGCGAAAAAGAAGAAAAGUAUGGCACGACUUUGGGUCAUGAUCAUCCUCUUCAUCUUCUCCAAAGUGGCCGUUCUCAAGGUCGUCUCCGCGUUUCUCUUCAUGGCCUUCUUCCAAAAGUUCUGCUACAUCAUAGGCCUCGUCAUCAGCUCCUUCAUGAAGAACCGCGAAGCUAUGAAACCAGCCCCGUCUACCCUUUACGGACCCCCGGCUGACUACAACACUAUAGGGUACAGUUAUGGACCCCCUGAGAGCGAACCGUUUACGAACCCUGAACAUUCUGGAACAGGGUUCCCGGAUUUGGGAAAUUUUAAUUGGCCUUUUAAGAGGAAUUAGAAAGAAUCAUGUAGCCAUAGAUAAUUAAAUAAGUAUUUAUUGUAAUAAAUGUAAGUUUUUA
Molecule: messenger RNA, 636 nt
Organism: Leguminivora glycinivorella
Lineage: Eukaryota; Metazoa; Arthropoda; Insecta; Lepidoptera; Tortricidae
Exons: 2
Coding region: 162-575 (137 amino acids)
Source: RefSeq, a predicted model, not a curated record